UUCGAGCUAUAUGCCUGCUUUUAGAGACUGUAGACGUGCAUCGGUGUAUCUCAUUAAAACAAGGAAUCAAUAUAGGUCUCAAAGAAGUCUUGUCGAGGACAAAUAAUACGAUUGAAACGCGACAUCAUCGAUUUGGCACAUUAUCCGUGGGUCACGGAAUGUUCCGUGUUUGUAGUUCUAAUAAUUAUCUGUGGCUCGCAUAUUAUUUCCUGUUUUCAGUUCUGGCUGGUUUCUCUCAAUGCGCGGAUUAUAUUGCGAUUUGCUCGACGCAAGUUUCUCCGCAAACCUUGACAAAACUUUAGUCAAAAUUCUUCGUGGUAAUUAAUAGUUUUACGUGCGAAACGUUUAAUGAUUAAGUGUUAAUACUUAAAAACGAGCUUUGUUUUUGUUUAUUUCGUUUCGCUUCAAGACACUUGAUUGUAUAAUGAAAAAAUGUCGCUACAGUGAUAAUGAUAUACGGGAUAAUAAUCAUAUACGGGAAAACGAAUCGUCCUCUUUCACCUUCAAAAAACUAAUAAUAAUCUCGAGGAAAUAAUAUUGAAAAUUGAUCGAUAUAAAGGUCGCAUGCAUCUCCGCCAAACAACACAAAUAAUCGAGCAAGGACGACGGCAAUGAAUUGAUAGGAAACGUUCACGAAAGCAUACGGGUCAUUUAAUAGUUUCUCCGUUAGCGAUCGUUAGCGAAAGUGCAGUGUAGCAGGUAGGCGAACGAUAAGAAUUGUCGUGUAGUCAUCCUGCUUAUACCCUCUUCUAUUCUGUCGCUUCCCUAUUGAUUACUUUUUAAUGCCGUAGGUAGGGAGACAGGAUGAAAAAUAUGGAUAUAAAAGUUCUGGUCGUAAGUUAAGAAUUUAAGAGUCAGCAGCUUGCGACGCGAUUGAAACGACCGACCGUUGUGCAUUUUGUCGCAACGUAGCGGCUCAUCAGUACGUUCAUUCGCGAUCUCCAGCCAUCUCCCUGAGCUCUUGACCAAACGAAGAAACACGAAUAAUUAUCGCUAUUCAAAUCGAUCGCAUCUGAUUCACAGUUACAAGCGACGAUACAUGAUUGUAAGUACGCAUUUUGUGCUUUCUCGAGAAAAUGUGAAAUUUAAACGGAAUAGAUCGAUUUUGCAGUGAACUGAGUUCCCGAUUCCUCCUAAAACAGAUAUCAUAAAUAUCGGAACGAUAUGGUAUAUCAUGAAAGGAAAAUCAGCGCAACGAAUAAGGCGAUCUUCCAUUCUUGUACGAAACGCGCUGCUGGUGAACGAAGCGACUGUUCAUAUGAAGAAUGGAAAUUAUAACAAGGCCAUAUCACUCUACAAUCAAGCACUGGAUUUGAACCCGAACGACAAGAAUGCAUUGAUAGCACGGAGCAAGUGUCACCUUUUGUUGGGUGAGCCGCAGAAAGCGCUGGACGAUGCCGAAGCGGCGUUACGAUUAAAUCCUAAGGAUUCCAGCAACGCCAAAGCGGUAUACUGCAAAGCGGAGGCGCUUUAUCAUCUGGGCGAUUUCGAGAUGAGUUUGGUGUUUUAUUAUCGUGGGAUGAAAAUCCGUCCGGAAUUUGGCCAAUUCCGUCUCGGCGUUCAAAAAGCGAAAGACGCGAUACAGAAUGUAUUACGGAAAGAUUAACCGACGUGCUGCGAUUGAAGAGUACUGAGGUUACUACUUUGAAGCGGAAAGAGGAACUGAAAAAGAAGCAGAGUCAGGUUUUUAGGAAAGAUUUAGAAGAGAUAUAUAUCACAUUGAAGUCCUAUUGUGUUACGAUUAGAACAACGGUUUAUCGCCAAUCUUGUAUAUUAUAAAUAAAUCUAUUUGUGUCAGUCUAUGUAAAGUUAACGUUGUUAACGGUUUUUACUAGAUAUAUGAUAUUUUUAUGCUUGAUAUAGCAACAAUAUAAUACUUGAUCUACUACACAGGCAAAAUGUUAUUACAGAGUAUUUUAAAUAAAUACAGUCUUCUACUCUAACAAUA
Molecule: messenger RNA, 1948 nt
Organism: Harpegnathos saltator (Jerdon's jumping ant)
Lineage: Eukaryota; Metazoa; Arthropoda; Insecta; Hymenoptera; Formicidae
Product: tetratricopeptide repeat protein 25
Exons: 3
Coding region: 1175-1606 (143 amino acids)
Cellular component (GO): cytoplasm
Molecular function (GO): protein binding
Source: RefSeq, a predicted model, not a curated record